AUGAACGACCCGCAGGGCUUUCUCGCUCAUUUGCGGGAGGAGGCCAAUAACGGCAACGGGGAAGCCUUGCACGACCUCGGGCAGAUCUAUGCGGCGCCCCAAUUAGCUCAACAGUUUGGGAUCGAAGUCGAUCAGCGCCAAGCGGUCGAGUAUUGGCGGCGCGGCGCGGACCUUGACGAUGCGCUGUGUCAGUCGAACUUCGGCUCCCGGCUAGUUAGAGGGUACGGCGUUGAAAUGGAUGAGGCCGCGGGUUUCCGCUACUACAAGCUGGCGGCCGAUCAAGGAUCUCUGGAGGGCCUAUUUGGCGUGGCGGUCUGCUACGAGAACGGCGAGGGCGUCGCGGUGGACCUCGACGAAGCAUGGCGCUUGAUGAACUCAGCACUCGCCUUGGCGCAAGCGAAUGGGGACCCAGGCGAUUAUACCAGCGAUAUCCACGCGGGGCUGGCGCGCAUUAAAUCCAAGCGAGGCGGUGGAAACGUCGCGAUGGUGAUGACCGGACCAGAUGGAACAGUCCGGACGUUCUAGGCGCCCCAGGACUAAAACAAGACCAACUUAACAA
Pelagomonas calceolata is the source of this 559-nucleotide messenger RNA. The record is from the annotation of a GenBank genome assembly. Lineage: Eukaryota; Pelagophyceae; Pelagomonadales; Pelagomonadaceae.